Molecule: messenger RNA, 726 nt
Organism: Danaus chrysippus (African queen)
Lineage: Eukaryota; Metazoa; Arthropoda; Insecta; Lepidoptera; Nymphalidae
Source: the annotation of a GenBank genome assembly
AUGGCACCUGCAGCCCCGGAAUUUAACUAUAUGCCUAAAGAUGACCCUAUCGGUAUCAGAGCGGUGUUACUUGGACCUCCCGGUUCUGGCAAGGGCACUCAAGCUCCUUUGCUGAAGAAAAAAUUCUGUGUAUGCCAUUUAUCAACUGGGGAUAUGUUACGAGCGGAGGUAGCAUCAGGCUCGGAGUUGGGUCGUCGUUUGAAGCAAGUUAUGGAUGAAGGAAAACUUGUGUCGGAUGAAAUGGUUGUUGACAUGAUUGAUAAGAACCUUGACAAACCUGAAUGUAAGCAUGGCUUCCUGUUAGAUGGAUUCCCUAGGACAGUGCCACAAGCUGAAAAGCUUGAUGAUCUCCUGGCUAAAAGGAAAUCGGCUCUCGAUUGCGUUAUCGAGUUCAAUAUUGAAGACAGCUUGCUAGUCCGCAGAGUCACUGGACGUUUAAUUCAUCCCGCGAGCGGUCGCAGCUAUCACGAGGAGUUCCAUCCUCCUAAGAAAGCUAUGACUGAUGAUGAAACCGGUGAACCUUUGAUUCGAAGGUCCGAUGACAAUGUUAAGGCCUUGCAGAAGAGAUUAGCUACAUAUCACAGCCAGACAGUACCUCUAAUCGAUUAUUACAUGAGGAAAGGUCUGCAUUACAGGAUAGACGCCUCAAAGUCUGCCGAGACAGUCUUUGACAAAAUCGACAACAUUUUCAAGACUCAGAUCUUUGGUAGAGCAAGAUCAGCAUAA